CACGUGACUUCCCGCGAGAUAAAUUUCCUACAUAACAAGCACCGGUUAUUCUUAUGAAACACCAGCAAAGCGUAUUGAGGCUGAGACGCGGGGUUCACGGUAACAUGUCUUUCUACAGGAACGCGAUCUGGUUUGUGAAAGGGCUCCAGGAAUAUACGAGAAGUGGUUUUGAAGCUGCAGCAAAACAUUUCGCUCCAACAGACCUCGACGUGAACCUGAGUGGGAGAUCCUUCGUCAUAACAGGCGCCAACAGCGGGAUAGGAAAAGCCACGGCGCAGGAAGUCGCCAACAGAGGAGGAACCGUGCACCUGGUCUGUCGAAGCAAGGAACGAGCAGAGCAAGCCCGGGAUGAAAUCGUGCAAAGGAGUAAAAACCAGAACGUGCACGUCCACAUUGUCGACAUGUCCAGCGCCAGGCAAGUGUGGGAGUUUGCGCAGAGCUUUGUCCAAAGCAACACCGUGCAUGUGUUGAUCAACAAUGCAGGCUGUAUGGUGAACCAGCGAGAGCUCACUGACGAGGGGCUGGAGAAAAACUUUGCAACAAACACACUUGGUACGUACAUUCUCACCACUGCACUGAUUCCUGCACUGAAGACGGUUGAUGACCCGAGAGUGGUCACCGUGUCGUCGGGCGGCAUGCUCACGCAGAAGCUCAACGCCGACGACCUGCAGUUCGAGAAGGGCUCGUUCGACGGAACCAUGGCCUACGCUCAAAACAAAAGGCAGCAGGUGAUUCUGACGGAGCGAUGGGCCGCGCAACACCGGGAGAUCCACUUCUCCUCCAUGCACCCGGGCUGGGCGGACACGCCAGCCGUCAGGACCUCCAUGCCCGGGUUCCACGCCAAGAUGCAGUCCAGGCUGAGGACGGAGGCCAUGGGGGCCGACACCGCGGUGUGGCUCGCCGUGUCCGCAGCCGCCGCCAAGCAGCCGAGCGGCAGCUUCUUCCAGGAUCGGAAGCCGGCGCCGACGCACCUGCCCCUGGCGUCCUCCAGGGCCACACCGCAGGACGAGGAGAAGCUUGUGGCCGCACUUGAGGAGUUUGCAGUCAAGUUCAAACCUUAAAAACCUUAGUUUGAUUUAUCGAAUGUAUCUUUACUAAUCAUAACAUGUGUCUUGUUUACAUGCUCACUAAUAUUUUCUAAUAUACACUCACUUUGUACGAUGGCAAACAUUACCUUUUGUCCCGUUCAUUGUUAAAUUAAACUAUUAUAAGAAAAAUG
Molecule: messenger RNA, 1219 nt
Organism: Betta splendens (Siamese fighting fish)
Lineage: Eukaryota; Metazoa; Chordata; Actinopteri; Anabantiformes; Osphronemidae
Gene: dhrs12
Product: dehydrogenase/reductase (SDR family) member 12
Exons: 10
Coding region: 54-1061 (335 amino acids)
Source: RefSeq, a predicted model, not a curated record